AUGUCGUCGGGAUUUAAUCGAAAUUUAAGCUCAAAAACUGCUCGCUACCACACGCAGUCCGAUCUACGGAAAGCCGCUAGCGCUAGUGCAACAAAGUUAGCCGAACCUAUUCGUACGGCGGGUGUUAUGGUACAAGCUUAUCAGCCCUCCCGCAACGAACCCGACCAAACACAUCGUCAUCUAGUAGUGGAAUUCGCCAGCGACGGCCAGCGAUUGGAGUUCCCGCUUGUUUGGUUGCGCGAUAACUGCCAGUGUUCGAAGUGUUUCCAUCAGAAGUCCUACAGCCGCAUUCACGACUGGGAGCUGUUCGACGUGGAAGCUGCUCAGUGUCCGCAGAGUGUCACGCUAUCGCCGGAUGGCACUAAAUUGGUAAUCGCUUGGAGCGAUGGCCAUCGAUCGGAGUUCACGAGUGAGUGGUUGAUGGAGAGGAAUUUUAGCCAGGAAAAUUGUCGCCAGUAUUCGGAGGAUUGGUACCGGCCAGCACCGAAGCUAUGGAGCAAGGAUCAGUUUCAGCAGGUUUUGAAGCAUUUUCAGUACAAGGAUGUGAUUAAUUGUAAUGCAGCGUUGCUCGAGUGGGUCGAAGCGUUGAUUUACUACGGUGUGGUGAUGAUCCAUGGUGCGCCGCUGGACGAGCAGGAAUGUCGCCGGUUGGCCGAACGGGUUGGCUUUAUUAGGAAAACGCACUAUGGAGAAGAGUACAUAAUCAAGGCCAAGGAGGGCACAAGCAACGUGGCGUACCUGUCGGCUCCGCUGCAGAUGCACACCGAUCUUCCCUACUAUGACUAUCUGCCGGGGUGCAAUCUGCUGCACUGUCUGGUUCAAACGGAAAAAGUCCAGGGAGGGCGCAAUCUACUGUGCGAUGCAUUUUACGUCGCGGACCGGAUGCGCAGCGAGUAUCCGGUCGAGUUUAAGGCACUGAGUGAAACUCUCGUCAACUGGAGCGACCUUGGCGAGGAUGAGGGUCGGCAAUUUCACAGCAUCUACCGAGCACCGGUGAUAUGCAUUGGUCGCGAUGGAAAGGUAGAACGAAUCAAUCACAGCAUUCCGCAGAGGGACAGUUUCUUCAAUGUUCCGCUGGCCGAGGUUGACGGUUGGUAUCGUGCGCUGGCGCACUUUGUUCGACUGAUCCAUCAGGAAGCGGUUCGCUUUAAGACCUCCCCCGGAGACAUACUGGCGUUCAGCAACGUUCGAAUGCUGCACGGUCGAACCGGUUACACCGAUACGGUGGCCAACACUCGGCAUGUCGUCGGUGCUUUCCUCGACUGGGAUGAGAUCUACUCCAGGUGGCGAGUGCUGAAAGGAAUGGCUCUGAAAAACGGCCUGUGA
Molecule: messenger RNA, 1326 nt
Organism: Sabethes cyaneus
Lineage: Eukaryota; Metazoa; Arthropoda; Insecta; Diptera; Culicidae
Product: gamma-butyrobetaine dioxygenase-like
Exons: 3
Coding region: 1-1326 (441 amino acids)
Biological process (GO): carnitine biosynthetic process
Cellular component (GO): mitochondrion
Molecular function (GO): oxidoreductase activity
Source: RefSeq, a predicted model, not a curated record